Messenger RNA from Bactrocera oleae (olive fruit fly), 1206 nucleotides. RefSeq lists its product as uncharacterized. The record is from RefSeq and is a predicted model, not a curated record. NCBI's taxonomy places the organism in Eukaryota, Metazoa, Arthropoda, Insecta, Diptera, Tephritidae.
CGUUCCCUUAAUGUUUUCCAGUUAUACAUUAGCGGCCAAUCUAAACGUACAGAUUGAUUAGACUCGACCAUUAAACCAAAAGUACUUAAAGUGAAUUAUACUUAGUGAAAAAUUGCAAUUCGCAAAGCAACAAUUAACAAGAGAUCAUUCCAGAAAUUAAUAGAAAAUGUAUAAGCUAUCGAUUAUUCUACUAAGCCUUAUAGCAGGCUCGGCUUUCGGUGCUUCAACAAACAAUUUGUUACGGAGCACAGAGAUCAACUUAUUGCAAUUGAUGGUGGACACGCGAGCCGAUCAACGCGCCAAUCCUGAGCAAAGCUUGGCUUGCUUCGAUUAUUAUCUUAAAGUGUUCGACGAUCUCAACGAAGAGUACCGCCUAAGUUUUGCUGCCUGCUUGGACACAGCUGAUGUUGAGAGGAGAAAGAUCGACGCUGCCACACAACCUGAACGCGAUGCCAUUGAAAAGUCGGCAAAUUCAUCGUGUGAGGCUCUGAACGUUUGCGCAAACCUUGUUGGUUCUAUCGAAUAUUUCAGUUGCUUUUCGAGUACUGGUAAACGAAACACCGAAAGCAUGUACGAGAUUUCAGCAGAUGCUGGCGAAUCACUAGCAAAUGUACGCGAAAGCUAUCGCUUAAUAGAAAAUGCUGAACAUCGCUGUACGAAUGCAUCUGAACGUGAAUAUGUGGAGAAUACUUAUAAGACUAAUUUGGAAUUACAAAGCUGUCUUAGAGGCGAAACGGCAGUACCGACGAUCGUCGCUCCUACAGAAAUACCUACGUCUACUCAGGACAUAGCAACAGUGACAACUGAAGAGCCCGAAACAACAGCGGCAUCAACAGAGUCAAUUUCAGAUACUCCUGAAACAACAGCGGCAUCAACAGAGUCAAUUUCAGAUGCUCCUGAAACAGCAACAGAGGGUGAUUUCAUGCCAGAAGAAGACCUUUUUGCCAUGAGGAAACUUCUUGCUAAACUUAAAAGUAGACUUGCAUUGAGCAAAUAUUAAGGGCCUAAUGCUUGAAACCCACUAAUUAAAAAUGCACCAAAAUUUAUGCUAAUCCAAAUGUCUACUUUGGCAGAAACACAUUAUUAUAUGGAAGAUUGAGAAACCCUGUAUUUGAAAUUAAUUAAUAUUAAAUGUUACUUCGAGCACGAAGAAACCUUAUUAUGUAAAAAUUCUAUAAAAAUAAAUAAAAAUUGUGAACGGGCAAA